Molecule: messenger RNA, 2519 nt
Organism: Pogoniulus pusillus (Red-fronted tinkerbird)
Lineage: Eukaryota; Metazoa; Chordata; Aves; Piciformes; Lybiidae
Gene: KLHDC8A
Product: kelch domain containing 8A
Exons: 7
Coding region: 484-1536 (350 amino acids)
Molecular function (GO): protein binding
Source: RefSeq, a predicted model, not a curated record
CUCCUGAUUGUCCUGCAGCUGCGGGAGGCUGAAGAUCAGGGCUGGUGGAUUUACACCGAUUUGCUUGUUGGGUGUUUUUUUUUCCCCCCUCCCUCCCCUCCUCUCUCUUCUCUCCCCUCCCACGCAGCUCUCCCAGCCCCAGGCUGCUCCAAGCGCUGCGGGGUGUAGGGAGGGACCGAGGGUGCAGGAGGCAGCGGAGGAGGAGGAGGAUGGUGGCGAUGGUGAUGCUCUGCAAGCGCCGAGGAUGCGGGUGUUGAAGUUGGAGAGCGUUUGCUAGCAGCCAGCCAUGCUCCGGCGGCACUCGGCUGGGCUGCCCGGGAGCUGUGAGUACAUCCCUGCUUCCCCAGCCCUCCCGGAGGGGGUUUCCCACUGGAGGCUCAGUCUCUGUGCAAGCUUCCUAGGCAGAUCUGGAGCUGCAGGAUUAAUGGAGACACCAUGAAAGCAGAAGCCAGGGACUGAUGCAUCCUGACCUCACCACCCACCAUGGAGCUUGCUAACACCAAAGACUUCCAGUGGAAAACCCUGGCCCCCCUCCCCAGCCGCAGGGUCUACUCCACCUUGGUGGAAGCUGGUGGGCAGGUGUUUGCCAUCGGGGGCUGUGAUGACAACGGUGUCCCCAUGGACUGCUUCGAGGUCUACUCCCCUGAGGCCAACCAAUGGACUUCGCUGCCCUCCAUGCCCACAGCCCGGGCAGGGGUAGCUGUGGUCAACCUGGGCAAGAGGAUCAUGGUGAUAGGAGGGGUCGGAGCGAAUCAGAUGCCACUGAAGAUAGUGGAGAUGUACAACAUAGAUGAGGGCAAGUGGAAGAAGAGGAACUCGCUGAGGGAGGCAGCCAUGGGCAUCUCGGUGACAACAAAAGACUACAGGAUCUAUGCAGCUGGUGGGAUGGGAGCUGACCUGCGGCCACACAACUACCUGCAGCACUACGAUGUGCUGAAGGACAUUUGGGUGUCCCUGGCAGCCAUGCCCACGCCCAGGUACGCUGCCACCUCCUUCCUGAGAGGCUCCAAGAUCUACGUGCUGGGAGGGAGGCAAUCCAAAUACGCUAUCAACGCCUUCGAGGUCUUCGACACCGAGACCAGGUCCUGGACCAAGUUUCCCAACAUCCCCAACAAAAGAGCCUUCUCCAGCUUCGUGCCCACAGAAGACAAACUCUUCAGCCUGGGGGGGCUGCGGCAGGGCCGGCUCUACAGGCAGCCCAAGUUCAUGAGGACCGUGGACGUGUUCGACGUGGAGCAAGGGGGCUGGCUGAAGAUGGAGCGCGGCUCCUGCCUGAAGAAGCGGCGAGCUGACUUCGUGGCUGGCUACCUGAAAGGCAGAGUUGUCGUGGCUGGAGGACUAGGAAACCAGCCAACCGUCCUGGACUCCGCAGAGGCCUUCCACCCUGAGAAGAACAAGUGGGAGAGUCUGCCCCCCAUGCCCACCCCGCGCUGCGCCUGCUCCAGCAUCGUGGUCCAGAACUGCCUGCUGGCCGUGGGUGGGGUGAGCCAGGGCCUGAGCAGUGCUGUGGAGGCUCUGUGCCUCUCCGAGUCCUAACUGCCUCCUGCCUGGCCAAGCACCUGCCCCUUGCUGCCUCCAGCAGUGGUGGUGCUGCUGGGUGACCACCACCUAAGCUCUGCCUGAAGCCAGCCUUGCUCUGGGGCCAGAGCUGCUGUUCCUCUCCCUGCUGGGUGCUGCCGCUCCAGCUGCACAGAAGGAAGGAGCACAUUGGCCAGAGGUCCUCCUCAGUUGUCUUGGCAGCUCUGCAGGGAAACCCAGAGGAAGGAACUGCUUGCAGUGCUGGUAUUGUGUCUCCUGCCAGCAGGAAGGGCUCUGGAGAUGAGGGUGUGGGCAAAGGUCUGCCUGUGGCCAUCCUGACCCACUAGCAAAGGUGCUGGGUUUGGAGGCAUUGGGAGUAUCCAGCCAGGUGAGUGGUGGUUCAAGGGAGACUGUUGUCAUGGUGCCCUCUGAGCAUCCUGGGAUCUCCAGGUGCUUCCCUGCACAGAUCCUGUUGGCUUCCAAGAAGGGGCACUCCUGACCUGCAGCCAGAUCCAGGGGAUCAUUCUUUUGCCUUCAUAGCAAGGCUUCUCCUGCAGACCUGUAGCAUUUGACUGUUGCUUUGCCAGGAGCUGCAGCAAAGGGCUGCCAAUGCUCCUAGGAGGGAUGAAUGCCCAAGGGAGUGCUUUGGCCAGAGGGCAGGACCUUCCUUUUGGCACAGGACCAGCACAGACUCUGCCUUUGCUGAGUUUCAUGCAGAGAUGACCUCAACCUACAAUGUUCCAAGCUGGUUUUUAGCUCUUUUAACGAUGUGAGAUGUUCUGCUCAGCCCUGGGAGAAAGCAGCAGAACUGAGGGAGUCCUGGAGGUGCCAGGCAGUGGCUUUGGCCAUGGCUUUGUUGCAGUGAAGCCAGAAGACCUCUACCAUCAUCUUCCCCCUUGUUUUGUUCUUCUCCAGGCAGUUUGCAGGAGGAGUUUUGUCCCAACCAGGAGGUUCCAAUUCUAGCUUGUAGCAGUUGCACCAUUAAAAGCUGUCUCAGAAAA